Linum tenue is the source of this 2203-nucleotide messenger RNA. NCBI's taxonomy places the organism in Eukaryota, Viridiplantae, Streptophyta, Magnoliopsida, Malpighiales, Linaceae. The record is from the annotation of a GenBank genome assembly.
ACCCGUCGCAGAGCAACUUCGGCUCCGCAAUAAAAAAACCAGAACCCUAAUCGCAUAAACCAUAGACUACAAGAGUCGAUAUAAAACCCUAGUGCCAAAACCUUGCUUUCCGUUUUCUUCGAACUGCCAAGGGUUUUUGGCGCUACAACUACAAUAGCUCCGUCGCCGGUGGAGGAAACCUAGCAAUGGCUUUGUAUAUGCUCUACGAGGCUGCCUCUGGGUACAGUCUUUUCCUUGCUCACGGGCUCGAUGAAAUCGGGCAAAACACAGAGGCUGUUCGGGGCUCUGUCUCUGAUAUGAACCGGUUCGGCAAAGUCGUCCAGCUCGUUGCUUUUCACCCCUUUGAGUCUGCUCUCGAUGCUCUCAAUCAGUGUAACUCUGUCUCUGAAGGGGUUAUGACUGAUGAGCUGAGGAACUUCUUGGAGCUUAAUCUGCCAAAAGUGAAGGAAGGGAAGAAGCCAAAGUUCUCGUUGGGUGUUUCAGAUCACAAGAUUGGGUCACAUAUCUCUGAAGUGACUAAGAUCCCUUGCCAAAGCAAUGAAUUUGUUCUUGAGCUGCUUCGUGGUGUCAGGCUGCAUUUUGAUCGGUUCAUCAAGGACCUUAAGCCUGGAGAUUUGGAGAAAGCGCAGCUUGGUCUUGGGCACAGUUACAGUCGAGCUAAAGUGAAAUUCAAUGUUAAUAGAGUUGACAAUAUGGUCAUACAAGCAAUCUCUCUUCUGGAUACGCUGGACAAGGAUGUUAAUUCAUUUUCUAUGAGAUUUAGAGAGUGGUACUCGUGGCACUUCCCUGAACUAGUGAAGAUUGUCAAUGACAACUAUCUCUUUGCAAAAGUUGCUAAGUUCAUUGAGGACAAGUCCAAGUUAUCCGAGGACAAACUUCCUGAACUAACAGAAGUUCUUGGAGAUGAAGAUAAAGCUAAAGAGGUCAUUGAAGCUGCCAAAGCUUCUAUGGGUCAAGAUUUGAAUCCAGUUGACAUGAUUAAUAUCCAAAUGUUUGCCCAGAGAGUAAUGGAACUUGCAGAGUACAGGAAGAAUAUUCACGAGUAUCUAAUUGAAAAGAUGAAUGGCAUUGCACCUAACUUGGCUGCCUUAAUUGGUGAAAUUGUUGGGGCCCGUUUGAUAUCUCAUGCUGGUAGUCUUACAAAUCUGGCCAAGUGCCCUUCUUCUACUCUUCAGAUUCUUGGGGCAGAGAAGGCCCUCUUCAGAGCUUUGAAAACCCGAGGAAAUACUCCCAAAUAUGGCUUGAUUUUCCAUUCCUCCUUCAUUGGUCGAGCAUCUGCACGCAACAAGGGACGCAUGGCCCGUUACCUUGCAAACAAGUGCUCAAUUGCUACUCGAAUUGAUUGCUUUGCUGAGAACGGUACGAAUGUGUUUGGAGAGAAACUGAGGGAACAGGUUGAGGAGCGCCUUGAUUUCUAUGACAAGGGAGUUGCUCCACGGAAGAACAUUGACGUGAUGAAGUCUGCCAUGGAGACAGCAAAUGAUGAUGCAAAUGCUGAUACCAACAUGGAAGAAGCAGCUUCAGCUAAGAAGAGCAAGAAGAAAUCAAAGCCAGAAUCUGCAGAAGUUGAGGAUAAGUCAACUGUUGCCACAAAUGGAGAUGCCGUGGAGCCAAAAUCCGAGAAGAAGAAGAAAAAGAAGGAAAAGAGGAAACUGGACGAUGACUCAAAUGGUGUGGCUGCAAUGGAAGUCGAGGGGGAUGUGACCGAGAAGAAGAAGAAAAAGAAGAAGAGCAUAACUGAGAGCGUUGAAGGAGUAGAGGUUGAUGGAGAGGUGAAAAAGAAGAAGAAGAAGAAGAACAAAGAUUGAAGAAAUCGUAUUUAGUGUUGAUGAAUGAAUAUUUUGGCCUCCCAGAUUAUGUGAAGCAAGAGCAAUUCGUAUGUUAUUCCUGAGAAAAGAAAAGUGAACAAUCUGUGUUGUAUGCUAAGUGGGCACUGGGCAGAUACAGUAGUAGAUUAGUUUCUUUUUAGUCCUAGAACGUCGUCUUCUCAGAGGAGCCAUCUAAGUUUUGGUUUUAUUGUUCAGCUUUUGGUCAUGAUCAUUGAAAGUUACCGGGUUAAUGUCUAGAUGCACAAAUCGUACAAUCCUACCGUGGUAGGUAUUCUCAAAAUUGUGUGCACGGUGGUCUAAUUUGGGGUUGUUUGGUUAGGUUGAGUCAUUUUGGCCGAAACAACUUGAUAUUACAUCACGUAAUGACUCCAAGC